AAGAGAAAUUAAACAACGUUUAUAAACAGGUCAGGCCGAACGGGGAGAAACUACGUUAAUGUGUUCUACGGAGUGAAAUGCAGUUUAAGUUCAGUGAAUACUGCGGUUAAUACGUUGAUAUUGACACUGCGUUUGACAUAGGUUGUCCAGCUGAGGUCGGAAGAGAGAAAAGGGAGAAUAUGUAGGAGUCAUUUCUCUCUCCCUGUCCUCCUCCAGUUGCCUCCGUGAAAGGAGAAACAGAAACUGCGAAAAUAAAUUGAUUGAUCUUUCAGCUUGUUCGACGAUGGCGGACAGCGUUGGAAAUGAAGCCAACGGUCAGGACCACGGGACGCAGUUGUCCGCGAGUUUGGCUCAUUCUAUGCCGGGGCACUCGUCAGUCUCGCCGCCUCCGGCAGCAGCAGAGACCGGCCUGGCUGUGGUCGCUCCCUGGGUCGCGCAUACCAUCAGUCCCGCCGUAGAGAGCGGGUUCGGUGUGAUGAGCCAUGCGGCGGAUUCCACCGGCCCCUCGGCCCUACCUCUGCCGCCCGGAAUGGGCUCGUUGGUCCCGGGCGGUGCGCCGAAUCUGGCUGGAGCGGCCCUCCUGUCCCAAAUUCACGUCACCUCAUGGGACCCCACGUUAAGCACCGACUGGGAUAACGAAAAGGCGUCUCAGCAAUGCAUUCUCCGGAUAAAAAGGGACAUCAUGUCCAUCUAUAAAGAACCUCCUCCGGGUAUGUUUGUGGUUCCCGAUCCUCACGAUAUGACCAAGAUUCACGCCCUCAUCACCGGCCCCUUCGACACACCAUAUGAGGGUGGCUUCUUCCUCUUCCUGUUCCGUUGUCCCCCUGACUAUCCCAUCCACCCUCCACGAGUCAAACUAAUCACUACAGGGCACAACACUGUUCGUUUCAACCCCAACUUCUACCGCAAUGGCAAAGUGUGCCUCAGCAUCCUUGGCACUUGGACUGGGCCAGCAUGGAGUCCUGCGCAAAGCAUCUCCUCCGUUCUUAUAUCUAUACAGUCCCUGAUGACAGAAAACCCUUACCACAAUGAGCCAGGCUUUGAGCAGGAAAGGCAUCCAGGUGACAGCAAAAACUAUAAUGAGUGCAUCCGCCAUGAGACCAUGCGAGUUGCUGUUUGUGAUAUGUUAGAGGGUAAAGUGCCAUGUCCCGAGGCCUUGUGGAGUGUGAUGGAGAAAUCCUUCCUGGAGUACUAUGAUUUCUAUGAGGGGGUUUGCAAAGAACGUCUGCAUCUCCAAGGGCAAAACAUGCAGGAUCCUUUUGGAGAGAAGAGAGGUCGUUUUGACUACCAGGGUUUGUUGACCCGACUCCGAGCCAUCCAGAGGCGAUUGCGGGAAAAGUGCCCACCAGAGGUGAAUGACGGCGACUCUGACUCGGACACCAGCUCUUCCGGUACUGAUCCGGACAGUCAGGGCAGCUCACAGCCUUAGAGCAACCUCUAGCGGUGCUAAGAGAGCGAGGUUAGAUUGUUUCCCUUUAGCUGCAGUUCUGGACUCUCUAGCGAGCACAAAUGCGAGGAGAGCCGAGUAAGCCUAGAGAAUCUGCUCAUGGAGAACUGGGGUUCUCUGAGUUUCUUUCUCUUCUGAUUGGUUAAAAUUUUCCCCCGUGCUCCCUGUGUGAUGGCCAAUGACUGCCUUUUUGUUUUGCCGUAUUCCCUAAUGAAGAAGAGUUUCAGUCAAAAGGGGAAUGAAGGCCUUUGCAAAUGGUGUGUGUUUAUAAGAGAGCAAUGUAGUUUCUCAGUAGGUCGACACAACCUCUGCCUUUCAACUCUGUGCUUCUUCAUCCCCUGCCUCAUCUAGUAGAGCUCCACAGAAAGAAGAAAUAUUCAUACUAGUCAAAAAAAGGAAAAAUUAUGAUAAAAUCCCCCUUGAAAACAACCCAGUCUGCUUGCAAAUACACAAAUCUCACCUAUAGUUUGCGAGUUUCCUGGUCUUUUUGUUCCACUGUUUGCUUGAUGUUUAAUAAUUAUCGAAACAUGUAUCUUGUUUCCUAAUUGAGUCAUUUAAAGGGAUGGUUCACCCAAUAAUUACAAUUCUCAUAUAGUUUGGCAUGAGGGUGCGUAAAUUAAAAAUUCCCUCAUCGUUUUGGGUGAACCCUCCCUUUAAAGAAAUUAAUAUGAUUAUAAAUUGUGUUGAAUGAAUUGAAUACUACACUUUAAAGUAGGUUAGAAAAACUAACAGAUGCAACUUUAAAAAAAAUGUACAUAGAAUUGUCCAUAGAGAAGUUUUAUUUUAAUGUUCAAUGUUCUUGACAUGGUAUUGAACAGUAAAGUGAAAGUAUCAGCAGCCUUCCGACUGAUUCCCAAAAGCACUUAUGGGAAAGGUUGCCUUUUGAGUGUUGUUGAGUCGUUAAAAUUACAGUUUAGUUGGUUGAAUUUAAUUAUAUCUCUUAACUGUAAAGCUGUUGGUCAAGUGUGAAAAGAUAAAUGUGUUCUGGGAAUAACCCUGGGGAACUGAAAAGGCAGAAACGUUUGUUGUGUUUGAUAAUUCCAGUCCUAAUGCUUAUACAUCAAUUUCACACCAGCUUCAGCACAGAAUUCCCCUCAAACAUUGCUACACAUUUUCGAUUUUGUUCUCUUUACCGGGGAUACUGUGGUCACAGGUGUCCUCAUAUGCAACAGGAUGAAGAGAGUACACCAACAAUCUUAUUGCAAUCCUUCCCUUUAAAGAGCAGGUAGUUCCCCGCAGCAUGCUAAACAUGAAUGUGUAAACAUGCACUUGCAUUUUAUCCAAGGAAAAGCAGAUGACUUGUCGGUUUAGAGCACUUGAUUCUUUCCAAGCUUAGGACUGAAUGACAGUUCAUGUUCAGUUUAAUGUGAACCUACAUUAAAAAAAAAACAUCUUCAACAAAGUUCUUUUGUUCACAUUUUGACAAAACAACACUGUUGGGUUUCUUGAUUGGUUGAUCUGAAUAAAACUUUCACAACAUGCUUCUCUCAUAGAAUGCUCUGAAACAGGAAAGAGCUCCUUAGUUUGACCUUGUGAUGUACUAAUGCUUUUUUCCUUGUUUGGAAAAUGAAUUGAGAAUGAAUUAUGUAAAUAAUAAAUGUAUCAAUGAAUUGCAACUAAGAAGAUAAAAUAUAUAUAUACAACUUCUGAUUACUUUUCACUGUCUUUGAUUAAUUCUGUUCUAACAACCCAUUGAUUUAUUUAAUCAUUUGAAAAUUUGUUUCAUAUUUCACACAUAAUAUUUUACCAAAUUUCACGUUUA
Messenger RNA from Xyrauchen texanus (razorback sucker), 3209 nucleotides. RefSeq names its product ubiquitin-conjugating enzyme E2 Z. Gene Ontology annotation, cellular component: nucleus. Gene Ontology annotation, biological process: negative regulation of apoptotic process. The transcript has 7 exons. Gene Ontology annotation, molecular function: cysteine-type endopeptidase inhibitor activity; ubiquitin conjugating enzyme activity. The record is from RefSeq and is a predicted model, not a curated record. Lineage: Eukaryota; Metazoa; Chordata; Actinopteri; Cypriniformes; Catostomidae. The coding region runs from base 284 to 1429 and encodes 381 amino acids.